AUGGACGUCAACGUCGCGGACGUCGAGGACGCCGCCGACGGCCCCCAGACGGAGGUCUGCACGGACGCGGCCGCGGGCCCGGUCCUCGACGGCGCGGACGUCGUCGCGUACCACUCCCUCGAGGCCGGCGCGAACGCGACCUACGGGUCGCCGGAGUUCGAGGCGUCGUACGGCGACUACAGCUUCUGGUUCGCCAGCGAGGCGAACCGCGCCGCGUUCGCGGCGGACCCGGCGCGCUACGCGCCCAAGUUCGGCGGCUUCUGCUCCUACGGCAUCUCCGACGAGACCUUCUGGACCAAGUCGACGCUCGGGCCCUUCUCGAACCCGAACGUCUGGCGCAUCGUCGACGGUCGUUUGCUCGUCUUCAUGUACUGCACGCCGGAGCACAAGUUCUUCUCCCAGAACAUCACCGCGCAGCUCGACCGCGGCAACCAGAUCUGGGACACGUGGUGGGGCGACGACCUCGUCUUCAACACGCAGUGCUUCUGGACGUCGAAGAUGGAGGGCGGCGCCCAGGACGCCGACGCCGAGAAGCCCGGGCGGUUCAGCCGCAUGGUCGUCGCGUACCCCGUCGCCGUCAUGAUGGCCUCGGGCGGCAUCGCCAUCGUCCUGGCCAUGCUCGCCUUCACCGCCGGGGAGUCGGAGCUCGGCGGCAGCUUCACGGACACGGAGGACCCCAUCGUGCGCAAGCUCUACGGGUUCCUGGCCAUGCGCCACGACUACUGGUCCGACACGGGCCGCGAGGAGGACGAGCGGCGCCGCCUCGGCGAGGCCGCGCCGCGGCGCCGGCCGCGGUCCAGGGUCGAGACGGCGGCGCUCGCGGGGCUGCCGGCGGCGCUGCGCCUGCCCAAGGUCUUCGGCCGCCGGCCGGCCCGGCGCGCGCGGCGCCGCCUCGACGAGGAGGACGAGGACUGGUGGAUGCGCCCCCAGCGGCAGGCCGAGGAGAGCUGCAGCGUCAUCCUGCGGGCCAAGGGCGCGUCGACGGUGCUCGGCGGCAAGGGCCUCGAGACAUUACGGAAGCUCAUCCGCCAGGUGCAGCGCACGGACGGCUUCGCGGACUACUGCCUCAGCGACGACGGCGGGGCGACGUGCGUCGAGCCGACGUCGCUGUUCCGCGGCGUCUACGACGCCUCCGCGGCGCCGUCGAACGACUGCGCGCUGGCGACCUACUGCGCGCCCUACUGGCCCGACGCCGUGCCCGCGUGCGCGGCCGACGCGGCGACGUCGCGCACGUCGGACUACGACCCCGGCGACGCGCUCUACGCCAUGUGCAACAGCACGGACGUCAUGCGCGUCAAGCGCGGGUUCCGCUACUCCGUCAAGAUGUCCGCCAACGCGAGCGGCGCCGAGGCCGACUGCCGGGGCGGCCUCGCGGCGCAGCGCGCCUACACGGUCGGCGGCGGCUGGGACUGCGAUUCCAACAAGGUGUCGUACGCGGCGUUCACCUUCAGCACGGGCUUCCCGCUGUCGUGGAGCGGCGACGCGGGCAGCGACGAGGACUGGGAGGAGAUGGAGGACUGGGCCGUCGCGUCGCUCAUGCCGAAGCUCCACAAGCUCAAGAAGGAUCUGGAAGAGGUCGACGGCGACGACGAGCCCGACUUCGAAUUGCUCUUCAACGGCAUCGACCCCAUCCAGUACUACCUGAACGAGGACCUGCGGAUGCUCAACCUGGCCAUGGCCAUCGUGCUGAUCAUUUUGAUCCUGCAGACGGGGUCCAUCUUCAUCGCGCUCUGCGGCCUCUUCGAGAUCGCGAUCUCGUUCCCCUGCGGGCUCUUCGUAUGGACCUGUGUGGAAAUCAAAUCUUCAACCCGACUUCAAUGUGCGCGUAUGCGACCGUUUCGACGCGAGGCUUUCUGUUGUGCUUCGAGAACUCGAUGA
This is a messenger RNA of Aureococcus anophagefferens, 1878 nucleotides long. RefSeq lists its product as hypothetical. NCBI's taxonomy places the organism in Eukaryota, Pelagophyceae, Pelagomonadales, Pelagomonadaceae. The transcript has 2 exons. The record is from RefSeq and is a predicted model, not a curated record. The coding region runs from base 1 to 1878 and encodes 625 amino acids.